Callorhinchus milii (elephant shark) is the source of this 1865-nucleotide messenger RNA. RefSeq names its product lysophosphatidylcholine acyltransferase 2 (gene lpcat2). Gene Ontology annotation, cellular component: endoplasmic reticulum. The transcript is spliced from 14 exons. Gene Ontology annotation, molecular function: calcium ion binding; 1-acylglycerophosphocholine O-acyltransferase activity. NCBI's taxonomy places the organism in Eukaryota, Metazoa, Chordata, Chondrichthyes, Chimaeriformes, Callorhinchidae. The record is from RefSeq and is a predicted model, not a curated record. The coding region runs from base 48 to 1625 and encodes 525 amino acids.
CGGCUGACGGCUGUGCGGGGGGCAGUGCGCAUGCCCGAGGUGCCGACAUGGCGGGGAGCGCGCGGGUGUUCGCGCUGCCGCGGCAGAACUCGCUGUACCCACCGCCCGUCCCCAACCCUUUCGUCCACGAGUUUAACUUCACGCUGCGGGACAAGGCCAAGAUAGCACUGGCCAGUGUCACACUUCUACCCGUGCGCCUUUUGUGUAUUGGUGUGAUCCUCCUGCUCUCUUUGCCAGUAUCAAUUUUGGGAAGCUUCUACUGCCAGGAAUCCUCGGAGCCCAUUGCGCAAUGGAAAAGAUCUGUUAUCCAAUAUGUUUUGACCUGCUUGGGUCGUGCCUUUUUGUUUUGUAUUGGCUUCAUUCAAAUUAAGGUGAAAGGGAAAAGAGCCAAGACUACGGAUGCACCUGUCCUUGUUGUGGCUCCUCAUACAUCUUUCUAUGAUGGAAUUGUGAAUAUUGUAGCUGGGAUGCCAUCGAUUGUCUCACGGAGUGAGAAUGUUCAUGUCCCUUUCUUUGGAAGUUGUUUGCGGUGUAUUCAGCCUGUGCUGGUAUCGCGUCUUGAUCCAGAUUCUAAAAAGAAAACAGUCGAAGAGAUUACAAAACGUGCAACAUCACAAGGGAAAUGGCCCCAGCUUCUCAUUUUUCCAGAAGGGACUUGUACUAAUGGUACCUGCCUCAUCACUUUCAAGUCAGGUGCCUUUAUUCCUGGAGUCCCUGUGCAACCAGUGGUCAUCCGAUAUCCAAACAGAAUAGAUACGGUUACUUGGACUUGGCAAGGACACAGCUUGAGAAAGCUGUUCUUCCUCACGUUAUGUCAGCUCUCCACAAAGGCAGAAAUUGAGUUUUUGCCUGUUCAUGUGCCAACUCAGGCCGAAAUAAAGGACUGUUUCAUGUUUGCAAACAGAGUCCGAGCUACAAUGGCCACACAUUUGGAGUUGCCAGUUACAGAUCACACAUUUGAAGAUUGCAGGUUGAUGAUUUCUGCGGGUGAACUGACUUUGCCCAUGGAAGCCGGCUUGGUGGAGUUUACCAAAAUUAGCAGAAAGCUGAAUUUGAAAUGGGACAACAUAAGGAAACAGCUGGACAGCUUUGCCAUAAUUGCCAAUAAAACAAAGGGUGGAAAAAUUGGUAUUGAAGAAUUUGCCAGCCAUCUGAAACUUCCAGUCACAGGUGCACUUCGGGAACUGUUUGCUCUUUUUGAUCGGGAUGACAAUGGGAGCAUUGACUUCAGAGAAUAUGUCAUAGGUUUGACGGUUCUUUGCACACCUGCCAACACAGAGGAUACGCUUAAGUUUGCAUUUAAGCUAUUUGACCUGGAUGAAGAUGGAUAUAUAACUGAAAAUGAGUUCAGCAGUCUCCUACGAUCUGCUUUGGGUGUGGCUGACCUUGAUGUUUCUAAGCUGUUCUCAGAGAUCGUUGGAAUGGAAGAGGGAAAGGUUUCCUAUGAUGUAUUUCGUGAUUUUUCUUUGAAACAUCCAGAAUAUGCCAAGUUGUUCACCACGUAUCUCGAACUACAGCGGUACCAUGCACUGGAAGGGGAUAUGAACUGGUCUGAAAGACCAUCAAACAGAGGGGACUCAUCCACAUCUUCUGACACUUCAGGCUCAGAGAAAAAAAAGGACUAAUCGCUCAUCAUUGCUUUAUCUCAUAAAGAAGUGACCCAAUUAUGUUUUUAAGAUGCCAUCAUGGAAAUUAGAAAUUUCUGUUGUUUAAAAUUGCCUCCUGCUGUAGUGUAAAAGGCAAACUACCUGCUUAUGUAUUUUAUUGCUUCACACUGGAAAUAUUUUUAUUGCAGUUAAUAGCUUAAAAUGGCCAAACUGUAGGCUGGACAUUGUAAUUAAAGUUUUUUUUAUUUUAAUCUGAAA